Molecule: messenger RNA, 6281 nt
Organism: Paramuricea clavata
Lineage: Eukaryota; Metazoa; Cnidaria; Anthozoa; Malacalcyonacea; Plexauridae
Source: the annotation of a GenBank genome assembly
AUGAAGUUUCAUUUGUGUUUUUUGUUCCUGCUGGUUGGUUUUUCUACUGCAUUUAUUCCAACAAGACUUCUUACGUUCUUUAGUGGAGCUUGGUCUUCGCUUAAUCACAAAGUUAUAACACAGGCAGGGUUAUGGUGUAGCGUGAUCGAAUUCCUUAAAACAAAUCCAAACUAUGUGAAUAAAAUAAGAGCUGAUGAACUCGCGUCUGUCAACACAGCAAGAUUACUUGAAGGCAGCGUAUCCAGCCGGCUUUUUCGUUUGGUAAAAUCUUCAAAAUUCCAGGAUGCUGUUAAAGAAAUUGAGUACGCUAAUGCAGCUGUUGACAAAAACGAAGCAAAGAAAUCUGCCGCCCAUUUUGACGCUGAGCAGUUUCGUGAAGGGUCAAAACGUCUCAUUCGUUUAAAGAAACAAGUUGUUUCUCUGAUCAAAAUGGCUGACUACACAAAGGCUAGGAAAGACGCUGGUACAUUGCUUCAUACCUUGCAAGACUUUUACAGUCAUUCAAACUGGAUCGAAUCAGGAAACAAUGACCCAUUAUCCAUCUUGGGAGAUGAAAUUAUAAGCGAAAGUAAUAUAGCGGGAACUAACGAAAAAACGUGCAAUGACUGUACCUCAGCGAGUUUCGCACAUCUCCUUGGCCUUGGUACCGACGAUUGUCAGAAUAAUUUACUGAAUACGGGGAAACUAACAAGUGGAUACUACGAUGUAGCUAAACCUGUUGGUGUCGGUAAAUGUAGUCAUGGUGGUAUUUUCGACAAGUCAAGGAAAUUCGAUGCUAAAGGAGGCAUUAAUAAGGAUGCUUCUCUUCGCUAUUUAUCGCCACAUUAUAGGUAGGUUUGGGCAAAUUUACUUAUUGUGCGAUUUUCCUGUUGAUACAUGACAAAGUCCAAACUGUAUCACAACAGAUUUAUGUUCUAAUAGUCUCCCCCAUGCAGUGUAUUUUCUCAGUGAGGGAAAAAUCCUAAGAUAGGUCGAAACUUUUGCCCUGAUGUUAAUUUGAUAACAUAGAGGUUCAGGUUUGACUUCCACUACCGAUACAACUAGCUCUCACUGACUUAGUAUAUACGCAUCUGACUGGUUAAUUGGAUAUGUCGAACGCAUCUGAUUGAUUACUAGUCCCUUAAUUAAUGGCGGCGAGGAAGUCAAAUCCGAACCUCUAGAAUAGUUGUAUUGGAUAUUGAAGCUUGUUAGGAACUUCCAGGCCAUUCAUUCACUAUACGCAUAUUAUCUAUAGGCAGUUUUGUAUGUUUGCCAGGGAAGAUUUCCGUAUUUGGGGGUAACAACGGAGACUUUGGAAUAUUUUAAAUAAUUAUUUCACCCAACACAUGAUCUAAUACAAAAACCAACCACAACAUUUCAAUAUCAUGCAAAUAAAUCUUUUUACUUAAACAGACGACACCAGCCUGCAGCUAGAGUGGCCAUUAAAGCAACAAAAUUGUUCUUCGACAGCAUUCGCAGGGAUGUCGGUGACACCAAAUUUGCUACGUUUCUGAACAUGGAAGCUCUUCGAACCCUUUCGUUUGCCAUUGAUACAUCUGGCAGCAUGAGUGGUAGGUUUUUGUCUCACUAUUCUCGAUAAUUCUCUUUCAUGAUCUGAUAAUUAUUAAAACACUCUCUAAUGAUACUAAAGCAUUGAACUAGGGCCUAUUGUGCCCCCCCCCCCCCAGGAAAAGUCCCUUUUUCCUAAAUCUAUGAACAAACCAGUGAAGAAAAACAAAUAGAUAAACGGAAAGUAAGGUUUAGGCUUUAUUCCUCCUAAAGGUAGGAAGAGUGCAAUUUGAAUACGAAAACACCUUGCACAGAGUCGAAGGUCAGCUAAAUAUUCUAAUUAUAUUGACUUCCACAAAUUCCUUACUCUUCAAGAAAUUACUUCCUUGGAAAUUCCUUCGUUCUAAACAAAGAUGAAGGACUUUGCGAAAGUCUACAGGUCAUGUUAUGCAAGUUUUUAAUGAUUUAGAUUAUUCAAAUAGAUGCAGGUUUAUUAGCAUAUCAUGACCAGUUGUCAUGGCUAGCUUGCCACUGAAUACUGUACAAUAUCAUAUAUAACAAAUGAUAAUAAAUUAUACUUGAAUGAAUCAUUGGAUAUGUAGAGUUUAAUAACAAUUUCAUACAUAGAAAUACUACUAGUAGCCUAUUAAAGUCAGUUUUUGUCCCAAUUAUCGUUUUAAUGGCACCUACAAGGCUACCCCACCACAGAACAACAGAACAAUCUGCCGAUUGGGAGACAAAAUCUAUUUUGUUAGCAUUUUUGUUUAAUAUGUGAUACAUCAGCUUCAUAUGACACCAUUCUUUGUAUAAAUGAUCAAGAUUGUACUCAGUCAGAACUGCAAAACUAUAUAAUAAGAAAGAAAUUGUGAGCAUUAGGGAAAAAAGUCAGAUAACUUUUCAUUCAUAUACAACUGUGUGUUCCAAUUCUGGCAUCAUACUGCUCCAUUGACCUUAUGCAUAAUGAUGUCACAAGGCUUGAUGCCCGCAAGGAAUGUCUUAGUAGUCAUCGCCCGGGAAAAUUAAACAGUUCAAAAUGGCCACUAUCUAAAUUUUCCUGGACCGGGAUGACUACUAAGAUCACCAUUUCUCGGAGGCAUCAAGCCUUGAGACGUCAUUAUGCAUAGGGUCUAUUGAUACACAGUAAAGCCCCGCAUAAAAGAACCAGUAGGUUAUGAACCACUAGCCUGAAAUUUGGAAAAUUUUAAUUAAAAGCACCCAAAAUACAAGUUUUAAAUUUUUUUUAAAGUUUGGAUAUAUGCAUCAAGAACCAUAAUAGUAUCAUAGCAAUAGUUUUAUGCAGAGCUUUAAUUACUGUAUAUCAUAUUCCCAUAAUAACAAUAUUAAUAAUCAUUUUACUGUAUUAUAUAUAUAACUAUUUUUAUUGGCAAUUUUCUAAUUGACAUACAACCUAUAUUUGUAAAAUUUGAUAUACAAUACCUUGUUGGCAUGAUCUUUUGACAGAAUCAGUAUAUAUAUAACUUUAUUAUUGCCAACAUCAACGAUUGCCCAGCUAGCGAGAUCACACUUCGCUAGUAUAAAGUAUAAAAUAUAGCUAGUUCACACAUCCCUAGCAAGUUCGGUACAGGUACAACGAGUUUACAAUUCACUGGCACUGCUGUUUUGAAAAACAUAAUGCCCCUUUUGACUUGAUUUGACCGAAUGAUCGCCAACGAACACACACCAAAAUAUACACCAAGAGGAGAUAGAACUCGAAUUUUUAUAAUGUAUUAAAAACAGACAAUCACGUUCAUUUACAUAUAUAUAUAUAUAUAUGUAUAUACAUAUAUAUAUAUAUAUAUAUAUAUAUAUAUAUAUAUAUAUAUAUAUAUAUAUAUAUAUAUAUAUAUAUAUAUAUAUAUAUAUAUAUAUAUAUAUAUAUAUAUAUAUAUAUAUAGAUAGAUAGAUAGAUAGAUAGAUAUAUCUAUCUAUAGCCUCUAUAUAUAUAUAUUAGUAUUCGAACGUUCAACUAACUAUUUUUACCAACAUAUGCCUUCAAAAAUAUAAUGCUUUCCUCCAAAAUCAAAUAGUAAUAUGGUAAAAUAAGCCUCGUGCAAUGGAAAAAUAUGCGAUACGCCACACGUGGUCUUCGGCCAUUGCUAUCCCCCUCUAAUAAGUAAUGACAAAUUACGGUUAAUAUUUUUUUAAACUUUUUGUGCGUUUUUUCCUUCUUUUAUUUCAAAUACAAGUAUAUUUAGCAUAAAUUUUGGAGCAAAUUUGAAUGCUCAGAAUGCAGGAAAUGGCAUGCAUUUCCGUGCUUCAAAUUUCAAAAAUUUUCUGUGAAGUAUGCCCCAGACCCCCCUAUUCAUGUGUGGUAUGUCGGCAAGACAUGUGACCUUCAGGCCGUUCCUAUCCCUCUCUAAUAUAUUAUCUCACAGAAAGGUCCCUUUUCAAAAAACGCCCCCCCCCCGGGAAAAUGCUUAAAAAGGCCCUGCAUUGUACCCCAACAACUUUUCUAUCUAAUAACCUGUUUAUUAAACACUAGAAGUUACUAUCGCAAGGAAAGUGCUGCCUCAUCCCGCUGUCCAUUAUAUAAGCAUGUAAAGGACCCCUCAGAGCGCUUUCCAUUAACACAGCCAGACUGGUCAGAACGGUAAAAUUGUUGAAAUGAACACAAGACAUUUGGGCUUCGGACCUACCUGACCGGAAAAUUUAGAUAACAUUAGAAUGAGGUCCAUUUUCGCUAGAUAUUUGAGAAACGCAGAUCAGAUCUUUCCAUUGAUACAGAGAAAAGAAUUCGGGUCUCACCGGUCAGGCCAUUAAAUGGAAAGCGCCCUAAGACACUUGUUCAAGAAGUAGGAAAAGCGCAAUUUGAAUUCAAAAACACCUUGCACAAUGUCGAUCCAAGGUCAGCUAAAUAUUCUAAUUCUACUUUCUUGGCAUGGACAGUUUUACACCUUCAAUGUUUAUAAUUUCUUAUUUCUGUAGUAUGUGUAAUUAUAAGUGGCGAAAACUGUUAGUGGUAAAGCUAUAGCCAUAGCACCAGGUCAUGCCUUGAAAGUUUUUAAUGAUUUGCAUUAUUCAAAUAGAUGCAGGUUUAUUAGCCUAGCACGACCAGUUGUUAUGUCUAGCUUGCCACUGAAUACUGUACAAUAUCAUGUAUAACAAAUGAUAAUAAUACUUUAAUGAAUCAUUGGAUAUAUUAUAUGUAGAAUUUAGUAACAAUUCCAUACAUAGAAAUAUUACCAAUAACCAGUUUUUUCCCAAUUAUCGUUUUAAUGGCACCAUCAAGGCUACCACUGCCGCAAACCAACUGAACAACCUGCUGAUGGGGAGACAAAAUCUAUUUUGUUGACAUUUUUGUUUAAUACGUCAGAUUCAGAUGACACCAUUCAUUGUAUAAGUGAUUAAGAUUGUACUCAGUCGGAACUGCAAAACAAUAUAAAUAUAAGAAAGAAAUUGUGAGCAUUAUUGAAAGCAAGUCAGAUAAUUUUUCAUUCGUAUACAAUGGUGUGUUCCAAUGCGGACAUCAUACUGUUCAAUUGACCUUAUGUAUAAUGACAUCACAAGGCUUGAUGUCUGUGAGGAAUGCUGGUCUUAUUAGUCAUUGCCCGGGAAAAUUAAACAAUUCAAAAUGGCAAUUCUCGAAAUUUUCCCUGCUGAUGACUACUAAGACCAGCAUUUUUCACAGGCAUCAAGCCUUGAGACAUCAUUAUGCAUAAGGUCUAUUGAUAUACAGUAAAGCCCCACAUAAAAGAACAAGUAUAGGUUAAGAACCACCAGCCUGAAAUAUGGGCAAUUAAGCACCCAAAAUACAAGUUUUAAAAAGUUUUUAAAGUUUAGAUAUGUGUAACGAGAACCAUAUUAGUGUCGUAGCAAUAGUUGAGAUUAUAUAAGAACCACUUCAGCCUGAAGUCAAAUUUCACUGGUUCCUUUAUGCAGGGCUUUACUGUAUAUCAUAUUCCCAUAACAACAAUAUUAAUAAUCAUUUUACUGUAAUAUAUAACUAUUUUUAUUGGCAAUCCUCUAAUUGACAAACAACCAAUAUAUUUUUAAAAUUUGAUAUACAACACCUUGUUGCCUUGAUCUUUUGACAGAAUCAGUAUACAACUUUAAUAUUGCCAUUGUCAACAACUGACACCCAGCUAGCGAGAUCACACUUCGCUGGUAUAAAGUAUAAAAUAUGGCGAGUUCACACAUCGCUAGCAAGUUUGGUACAGGUACAGCGAGUUCACAAUAUGAACGGCCCCUUUUGAUUUGAUAUGACCAAAAGAUCCCCACGAACAUACACCAAAAUAUACACCUAUUAAUUAAAAGGAGAUAGAAUUCGAAUUUCUAUAAUGUAUUAAAAACAGACUAUCAUGCACGUUCAUUUACAUAUAUAAAAGUAUUCAAACGUUUAAAUAAAUAUUUUUAUCAACAUACGUUUAAAAAUAUAACUCUUUUCCUCCAAAAUCAAAUACCGUCGAUUGCAACUAAGCGGAAACACGUCAUGAAAAAACGCGAUCUAAUUGGACAUGAAACAUAACAUGUUUGGACUUCAAACUUUACAUGAUUUUGCUGCAAACAUUUAACGGUUUACAAUUAUUUUUCGCGCGAAAACGUAAAAAUGUUAGUACAAACAUUGCAAACAAUACGGAAUUUGUCCACUAUAAACGCAAAACUCACAAAUUUACAGCAUGUUAGAACUUCACUAAGGCCUGUUUCAUACGUCGAAUUUAAUUCGGACGAAUUUAAUCACGGAUUUAGUGUUUGCAAGCUAAUCCCCGCCCAAUAUGAAUGUGUUCCUAAAUUUGGAAUAUUGACAAUUGACAGUUGAAACGUAAAUGUUUGCAGUAGAAUCAUGUGAUGUUUGA